Varanus komodoensis (Komodo dragon) is the source of this 2526-nucleotide messenger RNA. Its product is annotated as zinc finger protein 420-like. Gene Ontology annotation, biological process: negative regulation of transcription by RNA polymerase II. Lineage: Eukaryota; Metazoa; Chordata; Lepidosauria; Squamata; Varanidae. Bases 1 to 2526 code for a protein of 841 amino acids. The record is from RefSeq and is a predicted model, not a curated record. Gene Ontology annotation, molecular function: DNA-binding transcription repressor activity, RNA polymerase II-specific. The transcript has 5 exons.
AUGGCUGUUGUAGAGACGGCUCAGGUUCCAGAAGCCUUUGUGGAGGUGACUGUAUACUCAAAUGAAGGGCACUGUUCAUUUGCAGGCCGUCGUCAGAGAGCAUUUUGCAGGAAUGUAAUGCAGGAGAACUAUGGGAUUAUGGCCUCCCUUGGAGGGUUCCCUGCUCACACCUCUGAUCUGCUCAGCCGCUUGGACCGAGGGGAAGAGGCUUGGGUGCCAGAUCUUCAGAGCUCUGAUGAAAGUGCGGAUGACAGCCCCGUCAAGCCAACACUGAAGAGAUUGCCGAAGAGAGGGACAUGGUGGGAUCGGUAUCGAAGUCCUGUGACCUACCCCAGUUCAGACUCUACAGACUCAGAUGCUGAACAGGAGAGUGAAGCUGAAGAAGAGAAACCUCAGCGUAGAGGGCGUAGGCUGAUAAUUCUUCACAGGAACUUAUCAGACAGUUCUAGGGGGACUGGAUGCCACAGUCUGAAGUCAAGAGAGGUCUGCAGGGUUGGGCCUCAGUUGAAGAAACUUCCACGAAGUCAGGUAGGCAAGAUAAAGAGCAAUUUGACAGAAGCUGGUCAUGGCAGUGAGAGUACAACCAAAGAGAUGGCUGUAGGAGAGGCACUCCCAAACUCUUGUCCUGACUGUGGUCAGGCCUUCAAGUCAAAAUUAUCCCUUUCCAAUCACCAGAGAAUACACUCUAGGGAGAAGACCUAUAAAUGCUUUUCCUGUGGAGAAAGGUUCACAUCCCUAAAAGUCCUUGCUAGUCAUCAGAGAAGCCAUGCAGGAGAGCGGGGUUAUAAACAUCCUGGUGGUGCUGUGAAGUAUAAAAAAAGUCACCCCAAAAAGGGGUCCUUUCAAUGUCCUGUGUGCAAGAGGUCUUACGCGGUGAAGAACCACCUGCUACUCCAUCAAAGGAGCCACACACUAGCGCGGCCCCAUAAAUGUCUUGAAUGUGGGAAAAGCUUCAUUCGAAAGGAUCAUCUCACCAGACACCAGAAAAUCCACACAAGGCCACCAUGUGAUAACCACUCUAAGGGUGCACCUGCUAACCCUCCUAAGGUUGAGAAGAAAGCAAGGGUGGAAAAUUCACCUAAAAUUCUUGAUGAAAAGAAACCUGAAGCUGCCGGUGGUGAGAAAACUACUCCAGUGGACAUUGAUCCUGCCAAACAUGAGGAAGCUGAGAUAAGUCUCUACAAAUGCCAGUUCUGUGGGAAAUGCAUGCGGUCUAAAUGCUUGCUUGUUGACCAUGAGAGAAUCCACAGGGAAGAAAGGGCCUAUAAAUGCUCCCAGUGCAAGAAAAGCUUCCAUCAUAAGCAAAGUUGGCUGACACAUGAGUCAAAUCAUAAGAAGCAGGCAGCCUGCAAACUUUCCAAGAGGGUGAAAAGAUUGAGUGCAAAGAGUCCCCCCUCCAGUUCUGGCGUCUCCCACAAGACAGAACUUUCCUCUAAAGGUCGAAUUGGUAGGAAACCCAUUGCUCUCAGCUUUUGCUUCACUCAGCGCUCAAAAAGUUGGAAAGGGAGAAAACUCUACAAAUGCCGAUACUGUGAGAAAUUGUUGAGUACAAAUGCUGCGCUUUCCAAUCAUGAGAAACUCCACACAGGGCAGAAACCCUAUAAAUGUAAUGAAUGUGCAGAAAGUUUCAUUAGAAAACACCACCUUAUCCGACACCAGGCAAACCACACAAGACAAAAACCCUUUAUGCGUAUCAAGCACGUCAGAAACUUGAAGAUGAAGAGGCAGCUCCCUACCUGCAGGAUAGAUAACUGCGUGGCUCUUGACAUCGCUGAGAAAGAAAUGCUUACAAUGCCUGAAACGAAGGGCAGUGGAAGAACGCAAGUCACAAAUGAACUCCAGGCUGCAGCUCAGCAGAACUUGGAGGCAGCAGCCACUGGGCAGCAGCAAGAAGUACAGCCAGUGCUGUCAGGGACGGCAGGAAGACCUCUUCCCCAAAGUGGUGAAGAUGGGAGAGACUGUGCUGAACCCUAUAUAGCACAUUCUCCCAAGGAAAAGGCGGCUGGUAGCCAGCAUCAGUCCGAAAAAGCACAGGCUAAGUUUGUGUGCAAUCAGUGUUGGAAAUCCUUUAGAAGCCAAAGACAUCUUUUGACUCAUGAGAAAAAACACAGUGGGAGCAGACGCUUUCCAUGCACACAGUGUGAGAAAAGCUUCUAUGCUGUGCAGUCCCUCAAAGUUCACAUGCAAAUUCACACAGGAGAAAAGCCGUUCAAAUGUUCCGAGUGUGAGUUCUGCUGCAAUGUGAGUUCGAAUCUCAGCAGGCACAAGAGAAUACACAGCCGAGAGAGACCCUACCCUUGCCGGAGGUGUGAGAAAAGCUUCUGGUUCAGCCAAAGCCUCGCUAUCCAUUUGGAGAUCCACAACAAGAAGGAGCCUUAUGUGGGCUCUCACUGCAGGCAAGCCUUUGAGCAGAAGAACGUGCUCAAGCUGCAGAAGGGGUGCAAACGUAGCUUGGAAUCCACUGAAUUGGGCCCUUCAAAUGAGGAGCCUUCCUCCGAUGACCUCAGGCUGUGCACGCAUCCCUAG